CGAGUAUUUGUUGGACUUUAUCCGUGCAAUGAAUGCCAGAAAACAGAAUAAUCGUGUUCUUCUCGGACCACGGGUUGAGGUUCGGAGACAUACGACAGACACUGUCGGCAAAGUAUGAGGAAAGGCUGCCUUUUAUGCACAUAUAUGUCCCCCAGAGAUACCGUUCUCGCAAUCUGACGGUCAAUGAGCAUCGGCUCACUACUCCUUUCGACAUACACUCAACGCUUAAACAUAUUAUCGAAGGUAAACCCAACGAUACGUUAAGUUAUGGGUUAUCCCUAUUAGAGGAGAUCCCAUACGAUAGGAGUUGCGAUAGUAUACCCAUAUUAGAGCACUGGUGCGGCUGUCAGACCAGUCAACCCAUACAUGACUUACACAGCGUUAGACCUAUGGCUGAGUUUGUGGUCACAAAACUCAAUGACUUACUGCACGUAAAGUAUCGUAAGCAAAUGAAUGCUAAGACUGUUGUGUCGACUGAAAUGAAGCACUAUUUGCUGACAAUUCGUGUCCAUCCGAGUGAUGGUGUCUUUGAAUCGACCGUUCAUUUGAAUACGACUUCACAUCAAAUGCUUAUAAUUGGAGACAUUUCUCGCAUUCAUUUAUACGCAAAUCAAUCGCAUUGUAUCGACAGUCCGUGGCUUAAGAAAUAUUGCUUUUGUAAGGAUUUGCUAUGA
Oppiella nova is the source of this 674-nucleotide messenger RNA. Lineage: Eukaryota; Metazoa; Arthropoda; Arachnida; Sarcoptiformes; Oppiidae. The record is from the annotation of a GenBank genome assembly.